CGGGCGCGACUGCGGCGGCGGCGGCGACUCGGGCUGGGCGGGCGGCCGGGGGGCGGCGACGCCAGCGGACUCGGCAGCCGGAGCCGCAGGGACAGCCGAGCCAGGGCAGCGGGUUCCCCAGCCCUCCAGGAAAAGAUGCCUGAACAAAGCAACGACUACCGCGUGGUGGUGUUCGGGGCUGGUGGCGUUGGCAAGAGCUCGCUAGUGCUGCGCUUCGUCAAGGGCACGUUCCGAGACACCUACAUCCCCACCAUCGAGGACACCUACCGGCAGGUGAUCAGCUGUGACAAGAGCGUGUGCACGCUGCAGAUCACCGACACCACGGGCAGCCACCAGUUCCCGGCCAUGCAGCGCCUGUCCAUCUCCAAGGGCCACGCCUUCAUCCUGGUCUUCUCGGUGACCAGCAAGCAGUCGCUGGAGGAGCUGGGCCCCAUCUAUCGGCUCAUCGUGCAGAUGAAGGGCAGCGUGGAGGACAUCCCCGUCAUGCUGGUGGGCAACAAGUGCGACGAGACGCAGCGCGAGGUGGACACGCGCGAGGCGCAGGCCGUGGCGCACGAGUGGAAGUGCGCCUUCAUGGAGACGUCGGCCAAGAUGAACUACAACGUCAAGGAGCUGUUCCAGGAGCUGCUCACGCUCGAGACGCGCCGCUCCAUGAGCCUCAGCAUUGACGGCAAGCGCGCCGGCAAGCAGAAGCGGACAGAGCGGGCCAAGGGCAAGUGCGCGCUCAUGUGAGGGAGCCGGGCAGGCCCCGCCCCUGGAACCCGGGCCACGCCCACGCCAGCCCAGGCCCCGCCCACACCACCUCCCAGACCCUGC
This is a messenger RNA of Ochotona princeps (American pika), 816 nucleotides long. It is a transcript of the gene DIRAS1, whose product is annotated as DIRAS family GTPase 1. Gene Ontology annotation, biological process: signal transduction. Gene Ontology annotation, cellular component: plasma membrane. The record is from RefSeq and is a predicted model, not a curated record. Lineage: Eukaryota; Metazoa; Chordata; Mammalia; Lagomorpha; Ochotonidae. Bases 136 to 732 code for a protein of 198 amino acids. Gene Ontology annotation, molecular function: GTP binding; GDP binding; GTPase activity. The transcript is spliced from 2 exons.